GAUAUUGGACAUGGGUUUUGUUUGCUUUUGCUUAACCUUCCCCACUACAUGAUGAGAUAAUCAUGCGGCUAACCUCAAUAUCAAGCGCUGGAGACCAAACUGAACAGUAACAGAGGGGAGAGAGAGAGAGAGACAGAGAGAGCGAGUGUGUGUGUGUGUGUUGGGUUAAAGAUGGAAAAGAAAUGGGUUCACUUUUUAUCCCCGCCUGAUCAUUGAUUCCACUUAGCUUGGGUUUAAUCCAAAUUCUCUUGAUGAUGGGUCUGCUUUGAAAAUGUUUCACUCUUGAUGCUUCUUUUAGGCUAUACGGUGCUGUGGGAGGCAGAAAAACCAGUUAUAGAAAGAGGCCAAGUUUUUUCUUAUCUCACUGAUGAUUCCUCACAGAUCUGUCAAAAUGACAACUGGAUUUGGUUCAACUUGUUUGCUUGCCAUGAUUAUUACUGCUUGGUGUCUUUCAAAAGAUGGGUGUGGUUUCGAACGGCUUUAAUGCUUCACUGAUUGUAGAGAAAAAAACUUGGUACUAGAUAAUUGACACCGGGAAGUGGAAGACAUAUGUAAAGAGGUUGGAUCACUUUUUUUUCAAAACAUGUGGAUAGUUGGAGCUGCUUUGUUAAUAUAGGAAUUGGGUUUCCAGCAAUUUCACCUUUUUCUCGAGCUUAUUCGAGUGGGCUUGGUGAAGAAUCUGGUCGAUUUUCAGCAAUUUCACCUUCUUGUGGAAUUGUCACUGUUUUCUUGAAGAGGUCUGAUUUUGAUGACUUGUCCUGCCGGAGCUGGGGGCUUUCUCAAGCUUUCAAGGCUCUUUGUGAAGGUACAUAGGUGGGCUUUGGCAAGGAUGUCUCUGAAUUGCAAGCUCGCUGGCUUGAAUGGAAGAUUGUCAGCCUGCUCCAAGUUGAGGAAGGCAAAGGAGCCGUUGCAGGGGCCAAAUUCUGUCAGAAAAUGGAGAAGAAAGCUUCUGUUUCUCUUGCUUAUUCUUGUUUCUUUAGGAAGCAUAUGGCUUUUCUCAAGUUUAAAUGGUGGGACUUUGAGGGAGAAGAAUAAUCCAGAUUCCUGUGAAGAAAAAGCUCAAAUCUUCCUACAGGAAUUGAAUGUCAGCAGGAACCAGCUUCACGCUUUGGCGUCCUUAUUCCCUAAAUCAGAUCGGAUAACGUCCCUACGGUGUACUAAAGAGUUAGGGCCCAAAAUGCUCUUAAGUGAUGGUGUUACUUGUGCUCUGAGUUUACCAUGUUCAGAGGUGCAGGAGUUUGACAAGCAGCAUAUAUGGGUUGCAGAAAAUGAUGAACAUAGAGACCAAUGCCCUGCUAGAGAUGAGUUCAUCUCCAGGAAGCUUGGAAUGUCUAUAAUAGACGAUCGACAUGUACCAUUUAUUUCGCCAUCUAAAGUUUCACCAAUUUCUGCCAAUCAUCAGAUUUGUGGAAAGAAUGUAUUGCUAUUGGUGGCACUGGCCGGCUGUGAGAAAGAGCAUUGUGAAAGUUUCUGUACGUUUGUUAAAGUGAGUUGGUUACUCCUCAUAGUUGUAGUGAGCUGCACGAUGUUUGGCUUGCACUUAAAAUUGUCGGGGAACCAAAGGGAGAAGGUUGUUCAUCAGCCUACAGUGGCCCAGCAGCAGAAGCAGCAACAGCAAGUGCACAGUCCUCCUAAAGGUGCUGGGAAGUGGAGGAAGAAGCUCCUGCUUGUAUUUGUGUUGCUUGGAAUUACUAUGUCAAUUUGGUUAUUUUGGUACUUAAAUGAAGGAAUCGCUUUGAGGAGGGAGGAAACACUAGCCAACAUGUGUGAUGAGCGAGCCCGGAUGUUGCAGGAUCAAUUCAAUGUGAGCAUGAACCAUGUUCACGCCUUGGCUAUUCUAGUCUCUACCUUUCACCAUGGAAAACAUCCUUCUGCAAUUGAUCAGAAAACAUUUGGUGAAUAUACCGAGAGAACAGCUUUUGAGAGACCACUUACUAGUGGUGUUGCUUAUGCUUUGAAAGUUCCUCACUCAGACAGGGGGCAAUUUGAGAAGCAGCACGGAUGGACGAUCAAGAAAAUGGAAACAGAGGACCAGACUUUAGUCCAAGAUUGUAUUCCAGAAAAUUUGGAUCCUUCACCUGUUCAAGAUGAAUAUGCACCUGUAAUAUUUUCUCAAGAAACGGUCUCCCAUAUUGUCUCUAUUGACAUGAUGUCUGGAAAGGAAGAUCGUGAGAACAUCUUGCGUGCAAGGGCAACUGGAAAGGGAGUGCUUACAUCUCCUUUCAAGCUAUUGAAAUCCAAUCACCUUGGCGUUGUUCUCACAUUUGCUGUAUACAACACUGACCUCCCUUCAGAUGCUACAUCGGAGCAACAUAUUGAAGCUACUGUGGGGUAUCUGGGUGCUUCAUAUGAUGUCCCAUCACUGGUGGAGAAGCUUCUGCACCAACUUGCCAGCAAGCAAAUGAUCGUUGUGAAUGUUUAUGAUACAACCAAUAAAUCUUCUCCCAUCAACAUGUAUGGUCCUGACAUCACUGAUACUGGCCUAUUGCACAUUAGUAACCUUGAUUUUGGGGAUCCACUCCGGAAGCAUGAGAUGCAUUGCAGGUUCAAACAGAAACCUCCGUUACCGUGGACGGCAAUAAAUGCAUCAUUGGGACUCCUAGUUAUCACUUUGCUUGUCGGACAUAUCUUUUAUGCUGCCAUAAGUCGAAUUGCGAAAGUGGAGGAUGACUAUCGCAAGAUGGAGGAACUCAAAGUUCGUGCUGAAGCUGCAGAUGUGGCAAAAUCUCAGUUUCUUGCGACUGUUUCCCAUGAGAUCAGGACUCCAAUGAAUGGUGUUUUAGGUAUGCUGCAGAUGCUGAUGGACACUGAACUUAAUGCAACUCAACUGGAUUAUGCACAGACUGCUCAUAAUAGUGGGAAAGAUCUAAUAUCACUGAUAAAUGAGGUUCUUGAUCGCGCUAAGAUAGAAUCAGGCAGGCUUGAGCUUGAAGCUGUACCUUUUGAUCUGCGUUCUGUUCUUGACAAUGUUUUGUCACUUUUCUCCGGAAAAUCUAAUGAAAAAGGGAUCGAGUUGGCGGUUUAUGUCUCGAAUCAAGUACCUGAAGUCAUCAUUGGUGAUCCUGGACGAUUCAGGCAGAUUAUCACAAAUCUUGUAGGAAACUCAAUUAAGUUCACUCGUGACCAAGGACAUAUAUUUGUUUCGGUGCAUCUGGAAGAUGAAGUGAGGGGCACCCCAGAUAGCAUGGAUGAAGUCCUGAGACAAGGCUUAUGUUCUGUUCAAGACAACUCUGACAAAACUUAUAAUUCAUUGAGUGGGUAUCGUGUGGUUGAUAGACAGAAAAGCUGGGAUCAUUUUAAAAAGCUAAGCAGUAGAAAUCCAAUGGAGGAACCCGAAGUGAUCAGAUUACUAGUAACCGUUGAGGAUACAGGUGUAGGAAUUCCUCUUGAUGCGCAAAGCCGCAUCUUCACACCUUUCAUGCAGGCAGACAGUUCCACUUCACGAACACAUGGUGGGACUGGAAUAGGAUUGAGUAUAUGCAAAUGUUUGGUGGAUCUCAUGGGCGGUGAGAUAGGGUUUGUGAGUGAACCUGGCAUUGGCAGUACUUUUUCAUUUGCCGGACCUUUCAGAAGAGGAGAAACAAGUUCUCUGGAUACAAAGUGGCAACAAUAUGACACAGCUGUUUCAGAGUUCCAAGGAUUUAGAGCAUUGGUAAUUGAUAAAAGAACCAUCCGAGCCGAGGUCACUAGAUAUCAUCUGCAGAGGUUAGGGAUAUCCACGGAUAUAGCUUUCAGUCUGAAAUCAGCAUGUUCUUAUCUAUCAAAUGCUUGUGACACAAGUGUGUCAACAAAUUUGGCCAUGGUCCUUAUUGAUAAAGAUGUUUGGGAUGAAAAAAAUGCUCUCUUUUUCCAUCAUUCACUCAAAGAUCAUGGGCAAAACAGCAGGACAGAGAUCCCCCUAAAUCUUCCUAAGAUUUUUCUUGUGGCUACCUCCAUUUGCCCCAAUAGACGCAGUGAGCUCAAAUCUGCUGGGCUCGUAGAUGAUGUACUGAGUAAGCCUCUUCGGUUAAGUGUCUUAGUUGCCUGCUUCCAAGACGUAUUUGGAAGUGGUAUGAAGAGGCAAAUACACAGAAAAAAAGCAUCUUCUCUUGGGAAUUUACUAAGAGAAAAGCACAUUUUGGUGGUGGAUGACAAUGUAGUUAAUAGAAGAGUGGCAGAAGGUGCUCUAGUGAAGUAUGGAGCAAUUGUGACCUGUGUGGAGAGCGGCAAGGCUGCUUUAGCAAUGCUUAAGCCACCACAUAACUUUGAUGCUUGCUUUAUGGAUCUCCAGAUGCCAGAAAUGGAUGGGUUUGAAGCGACACGACAAAUCCGCUUUGUAGAGAGUGAAGUUAAUGAGAAAAUUACAUUAGGGGAAGUAUCGAUAGAAAUGUUUGGGAAUGUAGCUCAUUGGCACACACCAAUAUUGGCUAUGACGGCUGAUGUGAUUCAGGCUUCAAAUGAAGAGUGCAUGAAGUGCGGGAUGGAUGAUUAUGUGUCAAAACCAUUUGAAGAGGGGCAGCUUUAUUCAGCAGUGGCACGUUUCUUUGAGACUGGUUGACGAGCUGGACGAACAUAUGACUGAGGUUGUUCAUCAGUGGUUCGGCCAAGCAGUUCAUCUGUUUUCCGGAUUGACCGUCAUAUCGUUAGAGUUCUCCAGCUAACGACAAGCUUCACAGCAAUGAGCUUGUGGUCAGGCUAAUCCUAACUGCAUUUUCCUAUCUUCACAGAUAUGGAAUCUGGGCGGCUGACGGAGGUAACAUGUUCAACUAUGUGUGAAUUCUGGAGGAGAGCGAUCAAGUACCUACCAGUAUAUCAUCAUCCAUUCAUCACCCUCCAAGGAACAUAUGGCCUACUGGAAUGUAUUAUCCCACUAUUUGUUUGUAUAUGAGUGCCCCCAUUUAUUUAUUUUAUUUUAUUUUGUAUGCAUUAUCCAAUGAAGUAGGUUAAAGAUAAAAUGUAAUGAAGAAUCAUCCAUUUUUGAAACACUUGUGAGAUAAUAUAUAUUUCAUCUUCGCAGGAAUUGUAUUAGACUGUGUUACUGACUUGUAACAUAUAGUUUGGUAUAUGAAAUAACAACUAGUAGCUUAACAGGUAA
Juglans regia (Persian walnut) is the source of this 5074-nucleotide messenger RNA. RefSeq names its product histidine kinase 2-like. Gene Ontology annotation, molecular function: phosphorelay sensor kinase activity. NCBI's taxonomy places the organism in Eukaryota, Viridiplantae, Streptophyta, Magnoliopsida, Fagales, Juglandaceae. Bases 749 to 4537 code for a protein of 1262 amino acids. The transcript is spliced from 14 exons. Gene Ontology annotation, biological process: phosphorylation; phosphorelay signal transduction system. The record is from RefSeq and is a predicted model, not a curated record.